AUGCGGUCCUUUGACCACAAGUUACGCGUAGACAGACGAUUCCGCCGAGCUCAGAUUAGAGAUGAGAUUGUCGAGUCCUUGCUCGGUAUACUGGGCAUUGGGUUAGCGAACACCGUCUUUGGUAUGCUACAGAUACACGGGUAUUCCCGUUUAUAUCACUCUAUGAACGACGGACCUAGCCUGUGGUAUGAAGUCAUGCAGUACCCACUCGCGAUGUUCCUUACCGAAACUGGGGUCUACUGGCUGCAUCGCAUGUUUCACCUCCCAGUGCUUUAUUCUUAUACCCACAAAAGUCACCAUAGGUUCGUCAACCAUCCCCCACUCUUCCCCCAAAGAUAA
This is a messenger RNA of Trichophyton rubrum CBS 118892, 339 nucleotides long. RefSeq lists its product as uncharacterized. Bases 1 to 339 code for a protein of 112 amino acids. NCBI's taxonomy places the organism in Eukaryota, Fungi, Ascomycota, Eurotiomycetes, Onygenales, Arthrodermataceae. The record is from RefSeq and is a predicted model, not a curated record. The transcript has a single exon.